CCACGUGGCCGGCUAGCAAAAUUGAGAAAAGGGGCGGGGUCGCGGGGAGGAGGUAAUAUCAGAUGUCGUCACGUUCUCGUCGCUGGCUGCGUUCCUAGUCCUCGUCGUCUUCCUGCGGGGCCUCUACCUCACAGUUUCCAGUUACUUGUGGCGAGACGCGGGACGAAGACCCUCCGUCCGCUAUCGUAAGGACUCUCGUCGUUCAUUCCUUUGAUGAGGGGUUAAUGGGAUCACAUGAUGAAGAGCCAGAAUGUGAUGUGGGGUCUGAUGACCGUCUCUCCAGCACCCACCCACCAGGAGUCUUCCCAGCUCUGAUACAGUGUCAAGGACUGGAGUCUCCUUUAGUGCCUGAAUGGUCAUCAACUAUAGCUUCCUUUGAUCGAACAAAUAUAGGUUACACUAUGCCCACGAGACGGCAUACACUACGAGUGCGCAGCAGAGUAGUGGUGGGUGUA
Molecule: messenger RNA, 455 nt
Organism: Geodia barretti
Lineage: Eukaryota; Metazoa; Porifera; Demospongiae; Tetractinellida; Geodiidae
Source: the annotation of a GenBank genome assembly